Molecule: messenger RNA, 6636 nt
Organism: Fusarium venenatum
Lineage: Eukaryota; Fungi; Ascomycota; Sordariomycetes; Hypocreales; Nectriaceae
Biological process (GO): reticulophagy; autophagy of mitochondrion; autophagosome assembly
Cellular component (GO): phagophore assembly site
Molecular function (GO): phosphatidylinositol-3-phosphate binding
Source: RefSeq, a predicted model, not a curated record
AUGGCAACCUUCUUUCAGUCGUUCCGGAGCUCCUCUAUGCCCAAGAGGCUGCUCCGGUAUGCUCUGUCCCGAUUAGAACUUCUCGACGCCGAUGCUCUGGAGAUGGAUAACCUAGAUCUGGCAAUAGGAAGGAACACGGUCUUUGAAUUUCGUGAUGUCGGGAUUAAAUUAAAGAAACUCAAUAAGCUGCUCCAGCUCCCCGACACAUUCAAGUUGAAAAAGGCAAAGGUCUUGUUGCUGCGAGUGACAAUACCUAUGGACUUUUACACAAGUCCUAUAAUAGUUGAAGUCGAUGGCGUCGAUAUCGCCUUGCAAGUUAUAGGUACCGAAUCGAAACAGAGUCGUUCGUCAGGGACAAGAACACCGGAAGAAACCGUCGCUGUACCGAAUACCGUAGAUCUCGCGCAAUCAUUUCUCGAAACACAACCAAAGUCAGAGCGCCGGAAGCUUGAAGAUGCGCUAGCAGCCGAAAGUCAGGACCUGGGUGCUUCGGUGUCGAUGAGUGACGAUGGAAGCGAAGAUGACUUGGCAUAUGGGACGGGUCAAGCGCUCUCCCUACCAGCGUUCUUGGCCGACUUCCUCCAGGGUAUUGUUGAUCGCAUGCAGGUUAGGAUAAAGGGUGUCAACUUUCAACUCGAUGUCGAGGUACUUGUCGAGCCAAGUUCUACUACGACUGAGAUGGUGUCAUUCCAGGUUGCGCUGGAGGGUAUCGACGUUGAAGGCGUCACUACUCGAUCUUAUGACGACGCUGGAUUCCCAACCAUCGUACCCAAGGAAGGCAAACGACAUGUCUCUUUAUCGAACGUAAGGGCGUAUCUCAUUUCUGAAGCAAACGUCUUUUCCGCCCUAGCGAAAUCUCCUUCAAUCGCAUCGCCAUCUCUUGCUUCCUCCCCAGCCAUGACACGAAAUCCGCCAUCACGCCAGGCAACGGAACUCUCACUAGCCAGUCUCCAGGACGAGUCUGUAUCAUCACCCCAGGCGAGCAUCCGAUCUAAUGAGCCGGAAUCGAUGUCCCACUAUAGUCUUCCUGACGACGAUCCUAUCAUCUCUUCACAACAUAGUAUCGACCAACGGCUUGCGAGUUCUUUGCGACCAAGUCUCCAAGACGAGGAUCUCCUGGAUGGUUCACAACAAAGCCUUCAGGACGACUACUUUAUGGAUCAAGAGCCUGUAGAGCAGGAUUAUCCCUUGGGUGAUAGUGAGAAUGCACUUGGAAUUCCAUACGAGUUUUCGAGUCCCCAAGACGACAACGAAGAUAGCCCAGCAACUCCCCGGGCUUCGAUGUAUCACGAUUUCCACAACGCAGCUAAUGACGAAACAUUAUUCCACUCGAUCUUGCUUCCUGAACAUGGUUCCCAAUCGAGCGCUUUAGAAAACGAGAGACCAAUGUGGGCGACCCCAGAACGAGAGGCUCGAUCUGCUCCCAAUCUUGAAACCCCGACAACGCAAGUCACCAUGGAAGCAUCCAACUCAAGUAUACCAAACGAGCAGCUUAGUCGGACCUCAUCGAGUGAGAGUUUUGGAAUUGCGUCAACCGAAGAAUUGGCACAGUCUCACAUGUACACACACGAAGAGGCGGAAAGUAUGUAUAUGAGCGCUUUCUCGCAAACCAACGCGCAAUCAGCAACCAUUCCGUCGCCUGUUAACUUGUCGCCUGUUGUUUCUCAUGACAAUUUAACAUCACUCGAGCCCCAAGAUGAGCCAGCUCCAGAGACGGAACAGUUGGUUGAGCCAGAAAAACCAGACUCGCCAGUCUUGGAUGCCAGCGUCCCCGAACUAGCCCGGCCUCAGACUCCCGAACCGGAACCUGCAAGCCCUGAAGCACCAAUUACCAAAACACCAAGUCCUAGAGCACCGAGUCCUAAAGCGGCAAGUCUCAAGGCAUCGAGUCCCAGAGCACCAAGCCCUAUCACAGAAGAUGCGCCGCCCCCUGUGAAAGAAAAUCGCAAACCCGAUGGUUUCAUUCCAGGUGCUUGGGAUGACGAGUAUGAUGACCCAGAAGAAGAACAUGUGGCAUCGACGACUUUGAGACGAUCAGCAUAUCGCAGCACACAUUUGCCUGAUCCGGCGGAUAAUUCUGAUAGUGAAUCUUCUGAGCCUGCUUUUUCUAGGGCCUGUCUCACUGAUAUCAAUCCAGAGAAAUCAAGCUCCAAACAGCAAGAAGACGUUGCUACUCCAAAGGGUCCGACUCGCCUCGUGAAGGAACUCUUGAACCUAAAGACCAUAUCGAUAUAUAUCCCAUCGCAACAUAAGCACAUACAAGUUCAACCCGCAUCUCCAGAGUCCGUGGCCCAGCUAUCGCAGUCUCUUGGUCAAUCAGCCUAUCCUCAAGCACCAGGUGCCUUCUCUGUACACGGAGCUGCCCAUGCACAACAGCGCAGUAGCCAAAGCAGUUCAGAUGUCGAAAGUACCCUGGAAGUCGAUCUAUCGCCAAUUAAUCUUCGUUUUGACGCCUCCCUUGGCUUUUUACUUGCUAUGGUUCUUGGGAAGUUGCUUGACGCCGUCAAAGAUAAGAAACCAACUCCAACAGAGGAGAGCAAGCAGGAGACACCUUCGAAAGAGCCACCUAACGUCAAGGUAACAUUUGAAGAGAUCAAGCUCGACUUUGUUAAUCGUUUGGGCGGAAUCUCGGACACUCCUGAACGAUACUUGGAUCCUUCCGCGUUCAUAUUUGACCAGGAAGUUCUCCUCAACGCAACCUUGCAAAACUUAUCUAUCUCCAUCUCCCAGACGGAAGUAUCAACGGCUCCUGUUACCAAGGGAAGGUUGAAGACACAGCCAGCUGUUCUGACCAGGAUAGAUUUACAAAAGUUCCGAUUCGGCUAUGCGAAUGGCGAUAUCAUCUCCUUCGAUAGUGGCAAGCCUAUGAGCACAUCUGUUAGGGACACCUUCCUUGCCGAUGGGACCGACAUUGGUGUCAAGAUUCUUCAAUCAGGCGGCAAUACCAAAACAGAUGUACAGACAUUACCUCUUGUUUUCCAGCUUGAUCUACGACGACUCGACGAGACCUUUAGUUGGUUUGGUGGUUUAAGCAGUUUCCUUAACAUGAGUGCUUCGAUCGCCUCAAGUCCUGCCCCAACACCAAAACCGGUCACUGUUGCACAUAAACCCCGAGGAGUUCGAUUUGACACUCCAGUCGACCCAGACGACAAAUCCGCGGCAUCAGAGAACAAGAUCAAUCUGCGUAUUGGAGGCUCGUGGGUGGAACUCAUUGGAAAAGACUGCAGCAUGAUCGCCGAAACAAGUGCUAUCAAGCUCAUAAGUCGAGACGAAGUCAUUGGCGUGGCUUGUAGUAUGAUACGGGUAUCUGGACCUCACCUGAAGAACUCGACGGCCGAACCCCCUAUCAAUGCCGAAAUUGGUGGUGUUCGGGUGGAGUUCUUGACAACUCCCAAAAACAGCGAUCUUGAAAAACUCCUCGAGCUGAUUAUACCUUCGAAACAUCAGUUUGAUGGGGAGAACGACGAGAUUAUGGUAGACACCCUCCUACGCCAGCGAAGAAACGGCUCGGUUUUGAGGGUUAACGUGGACACAGUCAGUGUUCGAGUGCAAAAUAUGCCGCUGCUUUCCGUUUUGCCCAAUCUUGGCGAAGAGGUCGCAAAGCUUUCUACUGUUGCCAAGUAUCUACCUGAGGACGACCGCCCUGGCUUGUUGACCUUGGCCAAAGUUAAAAAGGUCGCCUUGAGCCUGGACUUUGGUGGCAAGUUAGGCCAUCUGGGUACUGACAUACAAGAUCUCCAUAUCAGUCACAUUUCUAUCCCCUCACUCGUUGCUAUCGCUUUGCACGGCAUUUCGCUACAAAGGAAUAGGUCGGAAGAACUGGUCAGCACGUCUCCAUACGGCGCCAAGGACAUUUCACUUCGUAGCCCGGUCUUGAUGGCACGAAUGAUUGGUGAUGAGAUCGAACCAGUUAUCAAGUUGAAGAUGCAAGAUCUAUGUAUUGAGUACCGUGUACCCACCAUCAUGGACCUACUUGAGCUUGGAGAAGAUGCAACUCCACAAGACUUUGAAGCCAGUCUUGCUGCUUCGGUGGCAAAUCUUGGCGAUCAAGCGCACCAUGCCUUGGCCGGCUCCCCUGGAUCUCCUGGAGGCAAAACCAAGAGCGGGAAACCUAUGACUCUAGACAUUGGGUUCCGAGAUUGCCUUUUGGGACUCAACCCGCUGGGUCAGCCCUCAAAAAUGGUGAUUGCGCUUACAGAUGCCCAUCUCGUGGCUCUGUUGCCCGAGGAUGUCGAGACAAAUGCUGUCUUUACCAUUAACAAGUCAUCCAUUCUUCUCAUCAACGAUGUUGCUGAAAUUAAGACGAACGAACUGUCUGCCACCCAGCGUCCUCGAGCCGCGUCUUCGACAUCUCGCCAGGUAGCAGACAUGUGUACCAGAGGAUAUGUUGAUAUUUGCUACAUCUCCUCUGCCAAGGUUACCGUUGAUGUCAAGGAACUCGAGGAUGGAGAAAAACAACUCGUUGUUGAGCUGAAAGAUGACCUGCUUGUUUUGGAAACUUGCGCGGAUUCAAUGCAGACUCUGAUUUCAUUGGCAAAUGCCCUGAAGCCUCCAACCCCACCAAGUAAGGAGAAUAAGUAUCUGACGGACGUAGUGCCUAUGCAGGAUCUGCUUGCUUCAAUAUCUGCUGAGGCCUUUGGUAGGCCCGAAGGCGAGUACGAUUUUGAUCAAGACUUUGCUGGUGCCCAAGAGAUGGCUGGCAGUGGCUCAGAAGCCGACUACAACACGGACAGCCCGUUGCAAGUACAGUCUCGGUAUUACGAUGAACCUGUCGCCGAGGAGCUUUUUGACGCAACAAGCAGCUCCAUAAUCUCUCGUGGAUCUCACCGUUCUGGUGGCCCUCUGAUGGAAGACACCAACGAGGGUGUUUUACUGACAGGCUUCGAACCGACUAGCCAACAGAGUAUAGACUCUGACGAUUUGGUCAUUCACGACGAUUACUAUGGUUCGGGGGUGUCAAAAGAUAGCAAGGCCAAGGUUUGGAACUCGAAGAAGAACAGCUAUGAUGGAGCACCAAGCGAUUUAGUCAGGCGAAGCAUUUUGAAAGUCAAGGUGCGAGACGUACAUGUCAUAUGGAACCUCUUUGACGGCUACGACUGGGUUCAUACUCGAGAUGUCAUAACAAAGGCAGUCCAAGAUGUUGAAGCCAAGGCUUAUGAACGACAAGCCCGAGCCGGUCAGGUCCAUGUGUAUGAGGAAGAAUUGGAAGAUGAAGAGGCCAUCGGAGACUUUCUCUUCAACUCGAUUUACAUAGGGAUCCCAGCUAACCGCGAUCCUCAAGAGCUAUCUCGCGCCAUCAAUGAAGGGUUCAAUGACAACGCAACCGAAACCGAGUCUGUUGCUACCACAGCCUUUACUUCAGCGACCAACAGAACGGCACGCGCUCGUCCUCGAUCAAAGCGACUCAAACUGAAGCGCAGCAAGCACCACAAGAUUACCUUUGAGUUGCAAGGUGUCGACGCGGACUUGUUCGUUUUCCCACCCAACUCGGGCGAAACACUCAACAGCAUUGAUAUUCGCAUCAAGAAUCUUGAUGUCUUUGAUCAUGUCCCAACCUCAACAUGGAAGAAAUUCGCGACGUAUGACCAAGAUAUGGGCGAGCGAGAGAUGGGCACAAGCAUGGUACACCUCGAAAUGCUCAAUGUUAAGCCCCAACCAUCCCUCGAGGCGUCCGAGAUUGUGCUGCGGGCAACAAUUCUGCCUUUGAGGCUCCACGUUGACCAGGAUGCUCUUGACUUUAUUACACGAUUCUUCGAGUUCAAGGACGACCAAGUACCUGUUCACACGUCCAAGAGCGACGUGCCAUUCCUUCAGAGAGCCGAAAUCAACAACAUAUCGGUCAAGCUGGAUUUCAAGCCGAAACGAGUCGACUAUGCUGGACUUCGGUCCGGACAUACCACCGAGUUUAUGAACUUUAUCGUCCUGGAAGAGGCAAGAAUGGUCCUUCGCCAUGUGAUCAUCUACGGCAUCUCUGGAUUCGAAAAGCUUGGCAUAACUCUUAACGAUAUUUGGACGCCCGAUGUCAAGGCAAAUCAACUUCCUGGCAUUCUAGCUGGUCUUGCACCUGUGCGGUCACUCGUCAACGUGGGCAGUGGCUUCAAAGAUCUUGUCGAAGUACCUAUUCGCGAAUACAAGAAGGAUGGACGUGUCAUUCGCAGCAUUUCCAAGGGUGCCACUGCCUUUGCUCGCACUACAGGUACCGAGCUGGUGAAGUUAGGUGCCAAACUUGCUGUCGGCACACAAUACGCGCUGCAGGGUGCAGAAGGCAUGCUUUCCGGCCCCCAACAAGUGUAUGAAGGAUGGGAUGAGGAUGAUGUAGAUCCUGACGAGCAGAGACAAAUUUCUCUAUAUGCAGAUCAACCUACUGGGGUGAUUUCGGGUAUUAGAGGUGGUUACCGCUCCCUCGCUAGAGACGUGAAUCUCGUUCGGGAUGCCAUCAUUGCUGUUCCUGGCGAGGUCAUGGAAAGUUCUUCAGCGUCUGGCGCCGCGAAGGCUGUUUUGAAACGUGCCCCAACUAUCAUCUUCCGACCUGCUGUUGGUGUUACAAGAGCAAUCGGACAAACACUGAUGGGCGCGACGAAUUCGAUUGAUCCAAAUAACAGGCGCCGAAUUGAGGAGAAAUACAAACGGUACUGA